GGACCACCAUCGUCUAUCACGUGCUUUGCUCAACGAAACCCCACUAUAUACGAGGGUUUUUCUCUGUGACGCAUAGUGGGGUACAGACGUUGAGCAAUUUCACGCAAAACUCUGGCCUUCAAGUUUCUCUGCCACAUCUAGCGACAUCAUUCAACCAAGUAAAACUGACUCGCAACGCCUGCUGCGGCUCAAUUGAGGCUAAGAAGAGAUAACUGAGGCAUUAUCGAUAUACAAUCCAGACAAAAUGGCAAUCACCAAGAUCCAUGCGCGUUCCGUCUACGAUUCUCGUGGCAACCCUACCGUCGAGGUCGACAUCGUCACCGAGACUGGCCUCCACCGGGCCAUUGUGCCAUCCGGUGCAUCCACUGGCUCGCACGAGGCUUGCGAGCUUCGCGACGGCGACAAGACUCACUGGGGUGGCAAAGGUGUGACCAAGGCCGUCAGCAAUGUCAACGACAUCAUUGCGCCUGCUUUGAUCAAGGCUGGCCUUGACGUCAAGGAUCAAUCCAAAGUCGACGAGUUCCUCAACACCCUUGACGGCACACCGAAUAAGACCAAGUUGGGUGCUAAUGCCAUCCUCGGUGUCUCAAUGGCAGUCGCCAAGGCAGCAGCUUCUGCCAAAGGCGUUCCCCUUUACGCGCACAUUUCGGACCUUGCCGGGACUAAGAAGCCUUACGUCUUGCCCGUGCCUUUCGCAAACGUCCUGAACGGUGGCUCCCACGCCGGUGGUCGUCUUGCCUUCCAGGAGUUCAUGAUCGUCCCAAGCGAGGCCCCAACAUUCUCCGAAGCCAUGCGCCAAAUUUCCGAAGUAUACCAGAAGCUCAAGGCUCUUGCUAAGAAGAAGUAUGGUCAGUCUGCUGGCAACGUUGGUGAUGAGGGCGGUGUUGCGCCAGAUAUUCAAACUGCAGAAGAGGCACUUGACUUGAUCACGGAAGCCAUCGAACAGGCGGGUUAUACCGGCAAGAUGAAGAUCGCAAUGGACGUCGCAUCGAGCGAGUUCUACAAGGCUGAUGCCAAGAAGUACGAUCUGGACUUCAAGAACCCAGACAGCGACCCAGCCAAGUGGGUUACGUAUGAGCAGCUGGCUGAACAGUACAAAUAUCUGGCUAGCAAGUACCCGAUUGUCAGUAUCGAGGACCCGUUCGCCGAGGAUGACUGGGAGGCAUGGAGCUACUUCUACAAGACCUCAGAUUUCCAGAUCGUUGGUGAUGACUUGACUGUCACGAACCCAGCCUUCAUCAAGAAGGCGAUCGAGCAGAAGGCUUGCAAUGCUCUUCUACUCAAGGUCAACCAGAUCGGCACAAUCAGCGAAGCUAUCCAGGCUGCCAAGGAUGCAUUCGGGGCGGGCUGGGGUGUGAUGGUAUCCCACCGCUCUGGUGAAACUGAGGAUGUCACCAUUGCUGACAUUGCCGUUGGUCUUCGCGCUGGCCAAAUCAAAACUGGUGCUCCGGCUCGCUCCGAGCGUCUUGCCAAGCUUAACCAGAUCCUGCGCAUUGAAGAAGAGCUGGGCGCCGAUGCUGUCUAUGCUGGUGCCAAUUUCCGCACGGCUGUCAACAUGUAAAUCGCAAAAUCAAUGAAGUUCCGCAGAUUGUCGGGAAGGGUGCAGUGACAAUUUACUGCAAUCAUAGGCAUCUCAGCUCGGACCUUACAUGAUGGGAUAGAGAAAAUGAGAUGGAGGCUGUUAACAAGGACGUAUUUUCGGUUGAUGAUAAAACAAUAAAAUCACAAGUUCUGGCCCAUGACCUUAUUUCAAUA
Verruconis gallopava is the source of this 1755-nucleotide messenger RNA. RefSeq names its product enolase. Gene Ontology annotation, molecular function: magnesium ion binding; phosphopyruvate hydratase activity. Gene Ontology annotation, cellular component: phosphopyruvate hydratase complex. NCBI's taxonomy places the organism in Eukaryota, Fungi, Ascomycota, Dothideomycetes, Venturiales, Sympoventuriaceae. The coding region runs from base 245 to 1561 and encodes 438 amino acids. The transcript has 6 exons. Gene Ontology annotation, biological process: glycolytic process. The record is from RefSeq and is a predicted model, not a curated record.